Messenger RNA from Mauremys mutica (yellowpond turtle), 1967 nucleotides. Its product is annotated as cytochrome P450 2H2-like. The transcript has 9 exons. The record is from RefSeq and is a predicted model, not a curated record. Gene Ontology annotation, cellular component: intracellular membrane-bounded organelle; cytoplasm. Gene Ontology annotation, molecular function: iron ion binding; oxidoreductase activity, acting on paired donors, with incorporation or reduction of molecular oxygen, reduced flavin or flavoprotein as one donor, and incorporation of one atom of oxygen; heme binding. Lineage: Eukaryota; Metazoa; Chordata; Testudines; Geoemydidae. The coding region runs from base 73 to 1557 and encodes 494 amino acids. Gene Ontology annotation, biological process: xenobiotic metabolic process.
ACAAUAUAUAAAAGGUAGGUUCUUAAGUACAAAGUAACCCCGUUAGAACCAGAAUAAUCGCUACACUCUGCAAUGGAACCUCUGGGAGCAACAACUGUUUUCCUGGCGGUUUGUGUCUCUUGCCUUCUUUUCCUUUCCGCAUGGAGAAAGAUGUCUGGAAGUGGGAAGCUGCCGCCUGGCCCUGUUGCUUUUCCCAUCAUAGGGAACACACUGCAGCUGAAUACGAGGAACUUGCCCCAAUCUAUACAUGAGCUCAGUGCAAAGUAUGGCCCAGUUUUCACAAUAUACUUGGGCUCACUGCGGGUUGUGGUGCUGUAUGGACAGGAGGCUGUGAAGGAAGCUCUGAUUGAUCAAGCGGAUGAGUUCAGUGGAAGAGGAAAACUGCCACUGGCUGACAAGCUUAUCAAAGGAGAAGGCAUUAUUUUCAGCAAUGGGGAGCGGUGGAAGCAGCUUCGACGAUUUGCCCUCACCACCCUCAGAAACUUUGGGAUGGGGAAGAAAAGCAUUGAGGAACGAAUCCAAGAGGAAGCCCGUUUUCUGGUUGAAAGGCUCAGAAACACACACGAGCGACCCUUUGACCUCACCCUCCCUCUCACCCACGCUGUCUCCAACAUCAUCUGUUCCAUUGUCUUUGGGGACCGGUUUGACUAUGAAGAUCAGAAGUUUCUGACAAUAAUUAAUCUCACAGAAGAAAAUAAUGAACUCUUUCGCUCUCUCCUGGGACAGCUGUACAAUUUUUUCCCAACUCUCAUGGAUUAUAUACCUGGGCCACACCAGCUGUUAAUUAAAAAUUCGGAGGAGUUGAAAAGGUUUGUUCUGGAGAAGGUCAAGAUGCACAAAGAGUCUCUGGAUCUUAGCUGCCCUCGAGACUUCAUUGAUGCUUUCCUCAUCAAAAUGGAACAGGAACGACAGAACAGCCAGUCGGAAUUUAACACUGAUAACUUGGUAAGAAGCACAUUGGAUUUAUUCUUUGCUGGAACGGGGACAUCCAGCACCACCCUGAGAUAUGCACUCCUGAUUCUUCUGAAAUACCCAGAAAUAGAAGAGAAAGUUCAUGAAGAGAUUGACCGUGUGGUUGGCCGAACCCGAAGCCCCUGCAUGGCAGACCGAAGCCAGAUGCCCUACACAGAUGCUGUGAUACAUGAGGUGCAGAGAACUGCUAACAUUGUCCCGAUGGGUGUCCCACAUGCAGUGACCAGAGACACUCAUUUCAGACAAUAUAUUAUCCCCAAGGGCACCACUAUAUUCCCCGCCCUGCAGUCGGUUCUAUAUGACAGCAGGGAAUUUCCAAAGCCAGAGCAAUUUAACCCGGGACAUUUCUUAGAUGAAAAUGGUGCCUUUAAGAAGAGUGACUUCUUCAUUCCUUUUUCUGCAGGGAAGCGGAUUUGCGUGGGAGAGGGUCUGGCUCGGAUGGAGCUAUUUUUGAUACUGACAACGAUUUUGCAGAAUUUUACCUUGAAGCCUCUCGUUGACCCCAAGGACAUUGAUAUAACUCUAGUGACGAGUUUUGUGUCAAAUGCACCAAAACCAUACCAGCUCUGUGUUUUGCCUCGAUAAAGACCAUGAAAAGCCACCACAGUGUGCUAGAGUAGUGCAUGAAUUUUGUUGUCUCUGGUCCUGGAUUAAUUAAUACAGAAAUUAACUCACUGUAUUGUAAUAGAGACAGAUAAAUACUUACAAAGCUGGGUUAACUGGGAUUUAACAAAAUUAAUUGUAAUACCAAAAAAAUAAAUAUAUAAUGGCUCCCACCUCAGCCAGGUGUAGUAACCCUCCAGUGUUCUCAGAUGUGACUCUAUUCUUGACAAAAGCUGGGUAUGUUUUCAGUUGAUUUUUGUGGUAGUUCAUUUCUGGUAUAGCAUUUUGGAAGCUUAGGUUGGCAUGUGCUAGCUACUGUACAAUACGCUGAGGAGGCUGCACACUUUGUCUUACAAAUAAAUAUGCUCUAAUUGAAAUAGGCUGAAAAAGAA